This is a messenger RNA of Prinia subflava (tawny-flanked prinia), 3721 nucleotides long. It is a transcript of the gene CAAP1, whose product is annotated as caspase activity and apoptosis inhibitor 1. The transcript is spliced from 7 exons. The record is from RefSeq and is a predicted model, not a curated record. Bases 149 to 982 code for a protein of 277 amino acids. Lineage: Eukaryota; Metazoa; Chordata; Aves; Passeriformes; Cisticolidae.
CGCGGCCAUGCCGGGCAGGAAGUCUUCCAAGGAGAAGAAGCGGCGCCGCUCGCGUUCCUGCUGCCCGGAGGGAGCCCCGGGCCCGGAUGGCAGCGACAGGAAGCGGCGGAGCACCGAGUCCGGCCACGGUGCCCUGGAGGUGUAAGAGAUGCGGAGCACAAGCUCAGGUGGCCCCGGUCGCGGUUCUCAUUCUCGUGGCACUGAAACAAAGUGCAAUGUACUCUGUGGAGAAAAAGUGGAAGAAGCUGAACAAACCAGUGAUAUAGAAGAAGGAGGAUUAGAUCUCACUGUGUCACUCAAACCUGUCAGUUUCUACAUUGGGGACAAAAAGGAAAUGCUUCAACAGUGUUUCUGUGUCAUAGGAGAGAAGAAACUACAGAAGAUGCUGCCUGAUACUUUAAAGAACUGUUCCAUGGAUGAAAUCAAAAGACUUUGUAUGGAGCAGUUGGAGCUGUUAUCUGAAAAAAAACUGUUGAAGAUACUUGAAGGCAAGAUUGGAGCUGAUUCUGAUACUGACGAGGAGGCAGAUGGAGGAGACAAGACUGGAGGUGAUUCAGUCAGUCAACAGGACAACAGUAUAGAUUCAACUUCUUCUCUGAGAGAAGACAGCAAGCUGGAAGGUCAGGAAUCAAAACAAGGCAAGGGAGAAGAUAGUGAUGUCCUCAGCAUAAAUGCAGAUGCAUAUGAUAGUGACAUAGAAGGCCCGUGCAAUGAAGAGGAUGGCCCAGAUGUGCAGGAGAGCUCCGUCAGAAGUGGAGCUGGUCAGAUAGAUGACCUUCAGAAGGACAUUGAAAAGAGUGUGAAUGAGAUACUGGGGUUGGCAGAGUCCAGCCCAAAGGAGCCCAAAGCAGCAACCUUAGCUGUUUCUCCAUCAGAAGAUGUUCAGCCGUCAGCACAACAGCUGGAGCUUCUGGAACUUGAGAUGAGGGCCAGAGCUAUUAAGGCUCUGAUGAAAGCUGGUGAUGUAAAAAAACAUCUCUGAGACUCUUCAGAUUUCAUUUUUACUAUUUGUUUUGAAGAAUGUGAUGUCUGUUCUCUUCAGUGCUACAGUAUGUUUGGGUUGGGUAUGACAUUCCUCAUUCAGACUGUGUUGUGUAUCCUGACCUGUGGUUCAGUGGUUUUGUUGCCUUUAGUGUGCUGCUUCCAUGACAUGCACAAACAGAGGUUGUUGCUUCCCUGAGAUGAGGUGUCCUUGUACUGGGUACCUCCUCAGGGAGUCACACCACAUGUAGAGUUGUGCCAGGAACCUGGUGCCUUCCAGAAAGGUUGUUGUAAAAACUUAGAAUCAUAGAAUGGUUAGGGUUGGAAGGGAUGUGAGACUGCUUAAUUCUUGGGGCCCAUCUCAUCGUAAUGUAGGUAUUCUAAUAAAAAUGUGAUGCUUUGUCUAAAAGCAUACUCAUUUUUUUAAAAUUUGAAUUCAUAAAGGGGAGGAUUUUCACCUUUCAGAUAAACAGUUGAACAUGUUCUUUUCGGAGUUAUGAAAGUGCCUGAAAGAGACACAGCAGAGUUUAUUGCACUGCCAUGUAGUUUUGUCAGUUUUCUCCACUCUUAUCUUUUGUAUUAUAAGUGAAGAAGGCAGAGUUUCUUCCUAACUGUAAAGCUUUUAUUUUGAAUAUUUGCCAUAAUAUUUAGCAAUUCAAACAGCUUAGAAGACCUUGAGUUUUUAACAUUCAAUUGAUGUAGUCAUUUCAUGUCCCCUGAAAGUAGGAAAAUCCACCAAAUUUCAGUGUGCUUUUUUAGAAAAUUCAUUUAAUUUAAUUUAAGAAGUUUUAAAAUAUAAAUUCUUUUUUUAUCCACUUCAGGGUAUUUCUUUAUAAAUAAAUUGAAUUUUAGAAUGAAUUUUCAUGCUAUAAUAUCUUACAGCAAUUAAAAUUAUUUAAUUUUUAGAAUUAGCUGAUUUUAUAUCUGGCUGCUAGUCAAAGCAUAAUAAAAUAUUUGUGUGUUUGUUUACACGUGGAGACAUCAAUUUUUUUCUUUAAAAAUAUGAAGUUUACAACUGUCCUCUUUAUUAAGUAAAAUAAUGUAUUAUGUAUUUUUAUUCAUGAAUUUUCUUUGGUUGUUACUUAGAAAGGCAGUUGCAUACUCUGCAACACUAGCAGAAUUAAUUUCCCAUACUAUUGUGUAAUAUUACUGUGAACCUCAGAUAUUAUAUCUCGAAUUCUUUUAAGGUUUAUAAUUUUCUUUUUAUUCUUCCAUUUUACCCCUUUUCUUCCUUCUCUUUAUUCCCUUUUUUCCUGUUUCCUUUAAACCCUUUUCUGUAGUAAGCUUCUUGUAUAUUUAUUAAGUAUGAUUGAUUUCCUGUAGAAUCAACAUUAUUGUAAAAUGUUAGCGCUGUGUAAAUUUGAUAAUAAACUAAAACCUUCAUUAAAUACAGCUGAGAAAGUUACAGUGUGUUUCCACUAAGUGAUGUCAGUGACCUGGGUAAACUGUACCUAACUCUAUAAACAGUUGUUAUAAACAGCAACAAUAUUUUUUUCUAUUAUUUUGUAGCAAAUGGAGGGUGUAAGUGAAAAUAUAUACACACAAUCCAGAAGGUUAAUCUUACUGUCUCAAAAUCUGUGGGUGUUGUCUUUGGUCAAUUUCAUUUAGCUGUUUGGUGUGUCCAGAGAAAAGAAUCAGAGAAGGACAACUGGCAAAACUUAGAUGCGCUGUCUUCUCUUUUACAAAGUCGUAGGCUGGUGGAGCUGUUAGAUUUCAAAGACACCUUUUAGUGCUGUUCUACUUAGGUCAUUAAGGCACUGAAUACCCGACCUUGCCUGCUGAGGAAGUGCCAAAGCUUGCUUGCAAGGGCAUUUCCUGUGUCACCAGAAGAAGCCACAUGUAUAAAGAUUAUUCUUGUUCUUUAUUUGUGACUUCACAAAACAACACCUUUCAGUUGUUUAGCAACACCAAAAUACUGCUGGAAGUAAUGAUAAACUACUGACUACUUUCUGGAAUGGUAUUUAUUAUUUUCUCACUGGUUUCCCAGGUCACCCUUAAAAGUUUGUUUUAUAGCAUGUUAAACUGUUAAAGGUUAUUAUUUCAAGCUCUGUAGCAAGAAGUUGCAAAUGUUAACUUUAGCAUGUAGUGUGACAAAGAUGAAACAAGUUUACUAUGCAUAUGACAGAGAAGAUUUGUAAUUACAGCCUAAUUAAAUUCGAAAUUAAAAGAUGAGAAGUAUUCCAAGAACAUUCAAUUAAGCUGUUUACAAAAAUAAGAUUUAAAAAAGAUACUUAAUGUGAUUGGUUACACAAGUGCUAAUUCAUUUUUAGGAUAUUGUACUGUUGUUGCUUAAGUUAAAAACAGAUCAGCUAAAUUACAUGUGUUCUUGCGUUGAUUUGUAUCACUGAAGAGAUGAAAAAAUCCAGUGUAUUUAAAAUAUUUAUUAUACAGCUGUUUUGUUUUUCACUUUUAAAUAUAUCUGUGAUUUUUCCUUGAAAAAUAAAUUUAUUACUUCAUUUGGAAGAAGAGACAAUUUCUGUGUAAAAUAUAUUAUUUAUGAAAUGUAAAAAUAGUGUUAUUGGGCUUUGCCCAUUGCCAGGGCAUAUUGCCAGGAAACAAAUAUUAAACACAUGGUGUUGGUCAGCAUGAAAAAGAUCUUUAUUAUAUUUUGGACUGCAACAAAAUUUUUUUCUAAUGAAUUUUGAAUCUCUCCUCACAGAUAGUGCACAGUAAUUUUUUGAGGAGGUGGAGGGUUGAUUGUGUGCAUACUAGAUAAAUAAAAAGGUAUGACUACAGAGAG